GCUCUGUGUGUUUGUGCUCCUGUGUACUGUAUGUGAGCCGCCCUGCCCGCCUCCCUCUGAUGGCUUUGGAAAUAGUUGUCAUGGUGACAUUUAGAUGCUGCUGAUAGGUUGUAUCGGCUCUUUGCCCAUGGCUGAUUGUUGUUUGAUUCAGCGUGGGCACAUGCUGAGUCAGUAGCCUGGUUAGUUGGGACAGCAGUGACAGACGUGGCACCAUGCAGCAGCACAGAGGCUCUUUGGGGGCUCCGGGGCCCAGUGAACGGGGCCGUGAGCGCCGUCACUCGGCCUGUGACAUCCUGUUGAGAGUGCUGCAGCGCACACGUGGCUCUGCUGCCGACUGUCGCAGAGUCAUGGGUGCGCUCAGUGAGGAGAGGAUCCCUGAUGAGUCCACAGCGAGGGUCCCCACAGCGAAGUACACAAAGAUGGGGGAGACGCUGAGGCAUGUGAUCCCGGGCCACAUGCAGUGCUCCAUGGCCUGUGGAGGGAGAGCCUGUAAAUAUGAGAACCCCUCUCGCUGGAGCGAUGAGGAGCAGGCCGUCAAAGGGCUCUACUCGUCCUGGAUCACUGACAACUUGCUCGCUAUGGCAAGGCCAUCCACUGAGAUCAUAGAGAAAUACAAUAUUAUUGAGCAGUUUCGGAGAUGUGGUUUAAAGACGGUCAUUAACCUUCAGCGGCCAGGAGAACACGCCAGCUGUGGAAACCCUUUGGAGCAAGAGAGCGGCUUCACAUACAGACCUGAGAUCUUCAUGGAGGCUGGCAUCUAUUACUACAACUUUGGCUGGAAAGACUAUGGAGUGGCAUCCCUCACUACAAUCUUGGAUAUGGUCAAAGUCAUGUCAUUUGCUGUUCAAGAGGGGAAAAUGGCGAUCCACUGUCACGCUGGCCUGGGCAGAACAGGUGUGCUGGUGGCCUGUUACCUCGUCUUUACCUCCCGGAUGAGCGCGGACCAGGCCAUCCUGUUUGUCCGCGCCAAGAGACCUAACUCCAUCCAGACUCGAGGCCAGCUGCUCUGUGUGCGCGAGUUCGCUCAGUUCCUCAUCCCACUGCGCAGCGUCUUCUCCUGCACCGAACCCAAAACCACCUCUGUCACCCUCUCCCAGUACUUGACCCGCCAGCGCCACCUACUGCACGGCUACGAGGCUCGCCAGCUCAAGCACGUGCCAAAGAUCAUCCAACUUGUGUGCCAGCUCCUCACUGACAUCGCGAAUAACCGUCAGGCAGAGAUUGAGGAACAGUGGCUGGAGAUUCCUGACCUCACCGCAGAGGUGGAGAAAACUGUUUCUCAACAGGCUCUGCAGCAGCUUGGUAACGAAAUGAGAGGCAAAGGCAUUCCAGUGUCACCUUGUCUAUCACAGCUGCCCAAUCCAGGACUUGUCCAGCCUCUCAAUGAUCUGUCUUUGAUUAGUGACAGUGAGCUGGACUGGAACAUCCCCAUCAGUCUGUCUCUUUCUACACACAAAAGCCUCAGCUAUAGUGACUCUGUCCUUCACAAACUCAACUGUGAUGAACUCUGUUUGGAAAGUGUGCACAAAAGGGUGCCAUUGACCUUCCUUCUACAUCAUUCAUUGUCCCACAGCAGCCUUAUUCCAUGUAACCAGCCUAAUUUCUCUGACCUCUCUUGCAAGAACUUUACCAGUAAACUGCAAAUGCCCGAAAUGCAAGUACAAAAACACACACAAUCCCCAUUCCUGAAGAAACGAUUACAGAAGGGCCAUCAGAGUUUGUCUUUAGAUCUGUCUGAACCAUUGAGAAACUUCUACAGUUAUUACACCAAUCCAGCCUCAGCGGUCAGGACCGAGGGAGCUGGUUCAGAGCAGCACUCGCAUGUGGUAGUGGAAAGGAGAGAGUCAGAAGACGUUUCUUUGAUAAGCCUUCCACCAGAGCUCUCUCCUGACAACAGACGUCUGCUCGUGGCUAAAGCUCUGGCCCUGGACCACGUAGACCCAGAUCUGAAAUCCAAAGUCUCAGUCUGGCAGACAGAACUGAACUCCAGGGAGGGUGCGUGGGAGCGACUGUGCUUGGAGAGAGAGCCUCUGGUGCUAUCAGCUCUAAUGUGGUCGUGGUUAGAGCAGCUGAAGGAGCCGGUCAUCAGCAGGGAGGAUGUGAAAGCGCUCAGCGAGUCCAAUGUCAACUCACAAGAGGCUCUUGACUCGCUGCAAAAGGGCCACAGACAGACCCUUCUUUGCAUCCUGGAAUGUGCAGCUAAUCUUCUGCCUUUACCUGAAGAUGUGGAAAGUAAAUUUCUCACUCGGACGAUUAAAGUGUUUACACGGAUCGACCCUGACUCUGACACAAACAAGGGCUUCUACUCAACACUAAAGUCUAUUUUGACUUCAAUUCUUCAUGAUGUUUGUGACAAAGCUACAAAGGACAAUGAGGACCAUUGAUCCAGCCUUAAAACAUCUUUUUAAAAUAAAAAGCAGGGUUCAUAAGGUAUUGUAUUGUGGGCAUUCUACUUUUGGUCAGAUCAAACACUGGUGAACUGUGCUAAUGUUCAUCUAUGACGUAGAAAGCUAUUUAAAGUUAUGUUUCUGUUUCAAGCUAUUAAUAGACCGUAAGCACUGCCAUUUUUAUCGAUGUGCCACUGUUGUGUUGUACUACUGUAAUGUCCAGGGACUUAGUCGUUUUUGGUUGUAAGGGAGAGAGAUGACUGAGAAGUGUUCUUACGAUCUUUUAAUGUAACUAUUUAAAUGUUGUGGGAAAGGGUUAUAAUUUAAACCAAAAUAUAUUUAACACUGUGCAGAGCAAAUGAUGUGUCUUAUUUAUUUAAAUGCAGGUAUUAGUUGUUAUGUAACCAGAUGACAAGUUGCUUUCUUGGCAUGUCCUAAUGUUUUUUAGUUUUAAAUGCAAACUGUUGCUACUUAAAAAGCAAUGCAAUUUAGUUAGACCACAGUGCAUUGGGAUUUCCCAAAUCAAUACCAAAAACUGUUGUGAUGUACAUGCACUUAUAAAAAACUCUACUCACCGACGGCCUCUUGCUGCUGUGACUAAAUCAUUUGCUUGUAAACAGCUUGAAACAAAGUUUCUGUGAAAUAUUUUUUCAUUGUUCCUUAAAAUAUUAAAAUAUUGACUGAGUA
This is a messenger RNA of Periophthalmus magnuspinnatus, 3074 nucleotides long. RefSeq names its product protein tyrosine phosphatase domain containing 1a (gene ptpdc1a). The coding region runs from base 213 to 2384 and encodes 723 amino acids. The transcript is spliced from 9 exons. Gene Ontology annotation, molecular function: protein tyrosine/serine/threonine phosphatase activity. NCBI's taxonomy places the organism in Eukaryota, Metazoa, Chordata, Actinopteri, Gobiiformes, Gobiidae. The record is from RefSeq and is a predicted model, not a curated record. Gene Ontology annotation, biological process: cilium assembly; protein dephosphorylation.